GGGGCUGCCCGGCACCGGGAUCCCUCGGGAAUCACCUGGAGUGUCACAUCAUCCGUCCGUGACUUGGGGCUGUCCCCUGUUUGGAGGGGUUACACACUCGUGUGUGUUUGGGGGUGCAGGCUGAAAGUGCCUGAGAUUAUUCAGAAGUGAAUCAAAUCCAUCACCGCCCUCCCUGCAAGAACUUGGAACUGCUGCUAGUUAUAAUGUUUAAUGAGAACAAAGUGAUACCCAGCAGAUUUUCGGGGGAAAAUGGAAUGAUGUGGAUGAGAAACAGUCAAGAGAGAAAUGCUCUCACUGUAGGACAGGCAGGACCCCAAGGAGAUGAACUGAGGGGGGACAGGUACCCCACUAACUGUGCUGCCCUGAUGGGGAGCGCUGGAGGUUUUGGGGCACUUGGGUCAGGGAUUUUGGGAAGCUCCCAGCACUGGGCACUUCUGGGGACUGGGAUGUGCCAUUGGAGCAGGGAAGCAGUCCUGGCACACAACUCCCAAACUUUCCAGCCCAGGUUAAGCCUUCGAUGCCUGAUCCCUUCCUUUUUUCAGCUACGCCACUUCUCGCAAGGGGGAGUGGUGAAUAAUAAAGGUGGGAUGUUAAAUUCAGUUCUGGGCUCUGGUGGGGAUCCAGCGUCCUGCACUUCACCCCCUGCCUGUCUCCUGUGGCUGUUUUGGGAUCUGUCACAUGGGCUCUUGCUGCUGUACCCAUGUCCCACAGACAGGGGAUCUCUGUGCUGGCCCGGGGUCCUUCCCUCCCUGGUUCACUGGGAUUGCUUAGGAAGGAACGCUGGUGAGGUCCCGAGCUGGAAUGUUCUGGGUCAGAAGUGGAAAAGCCAAACUUUGCCUUUAAACGGGAGCAGGUCUGCCGGGAGGAGUGUCUGCCCCUGUCCCAGCUCUGCUUUUGGGUCUCUGCAAAGGAUGGCUGAUACUGGCAAACUGGGAUCCUCUGCUCGGGCUGGGAGGGGCAGGGGCAGUGCUCGUGCCCCUGGAAGCCCCGAGCCCAAAAUUAGGGUUGCCAGCAAUUGAAAAUGGAUGUAGAGAUGGGGAUUCCCUCUUCCUGCCUUCCUGCACUCUCCUGGUCCCCAAGCUGGUGACUUUGAGGGCAAAGCCACUCAGUGGGGAUGGCAGAGCUGGGCAGCAGCACCCACCCCCCUGCCCUGCCAUGGUCCAGCUGCCAGGCUGGCUCUCCUGUGUGCUGCUGAGCAGGACUGGGGCAAGGUGGUGCCCAGAAGUGGCUGCUGGGCAGAGGGAGUGCAGGAACACGGCACCAGUGAGUGCCAGGCUCUGUGGAUGCAGCUGUGGUUCCAGGGAUGCAGUGAGGGGUGUGAGACAAGGCAAAGGCACAGCUGCACGGUGGCAAGGAGGGGACAGUGCCACAGGUGCAGCACCUCUCAGGAGAGAAGUUCAAAGUUGGGCUCCUCCGUGGUGGGGGUGUUUGUGUGGUGGGAGUUGAUUUGGAAUUAAUUUGGAAGCAGAAGGCAAUAGAGAGACUGAGCAGCUUGGGAUGGGAAUGAUGAGCUUUUGAGGACACACCAGGAUGUCCCCAUGUCCUGCAGAGGGUGGGUGUCCAGCAUGGCCCUGGGCACAGCCUGGUUGGCCUGCAGUUCCACCAGGCUGGGCCUGGCACUGCACUCAGGCUGCAAUGGCUGCUGACCAUCUGGACUGGCUGAUGUCAGGCAUAAAAAUGGCCUUUCUGUCACUCCUGCAGAGAUGGCACCAGGUACCCACACUCCAGGGGACCUGCCCUUUCGCUUCUCCCGGCCAAGCCUCCCUCAGGAUCCCUGGGGGCUCAGCCCACACGCUGCUAACCUGGAGGGUUCAGGGAUGGAAGGUGCCAAGCUGGAAUAGAGCAAAGAGCAAAGCUGCUCCUCUGUCACAGCCUGUGGAGGGAGAGCAGACACAGUCCCAGCCUAGCCUCAGUUUCCCUGCUGCUCCAAGUAACCUUGACCCAGAUCCUCAAGAAUCCUGGAUUGUGCCCUCCUGCUUUGCAAGGAUUUGACGCUUCCUGACCUCAUGUCCCUUUCCAGAGGCAGAUGGAGGGAGAGGAGACUGCACUGAGAGGCUCCCUGGGAGAACUCUGGUGCCUCCAGCCCCUGCAAUCCCCUCCCCAGAGAAAAGGACAGGGCAGGAACCCUCCUGUUUCCAAAUGCAUCUUGUGCAACAGUGAGACAUGGAAUUCAUCUCCUGCCUGGCUGAAUGGGGACCCCCAUGGGGGCACUGCUGGGCUCUAUCAGAAAUUGGGGUGUGUGUGCAGUACCCUGGGCUGGUCCAGGUCACCUCAGGCUCUCAGUUUUGGUGUCCCUGCUGGGGUUUUUUGUCUUUUCCUCCAGCAGCUAUUGCAGUACAUAGCAAUGCUGGAGAAAAAUCCUCCCUGAAUCAGCUGUGCUGGUGGUGACCUGUAGGACCCAAGGCUGUCCACAGGCAGUUCCUGCAUGCCCAGCAGUGUCUGCCUGGCCAGGCUGUGCUCUCAGACACAGUGUCGAGGUGAAAGGCUCCGUCAUCCCCAAUCCCUUUAGCCGUCUUGGCCUCUGCUUGAGUAUUUUUAACCUUUUUGCUGUGCUAAGCUGCCUGGGGCUGAAGUGUCAGUGGGCACUGGGGAAUGCAGCCUCUCACUGCUUUGCCAAGCCCAGGAUUUCAGGAUCAGUGUCUCUAAUCCCUGCAUCCUGAAAUACCUUCUUGUGCCAGCAGUGUGUUUUGAAAAUUUGAGUGCCCACAGGUUUAAGCAGGGGAAGGAGCUGCCUUGGCCACAGGGACUGGAUGCACUGCUGGCAUCUGUACCUGAUCCUGCUGGCCCUGGCAGGUCCCUCAGUCAGCAGGGUGAGAUGAGAGGUCCCUGUGCUGGGGGAUGCUCUCUCCCACACUGGAACUCAAGAGAGAAAUGCUCCAUGGUUGCUGUCAGGUCUGACCCCCUUGUUUUCUCCUGCCAGUCCAGCCUGUCCUGGCACAAUGGGUCUCAGUUAAUGAGGAGCAGGCAUGGCUGAGUUUCUGGAUGGUGACUGACUGUGUGUCCAUCCCUCUGAGCUCUCUGCAGAGCUGGCUGUGCCCUGUGCUCACCAGGUGAGCUCUGCAGUUGGUGACCCACUGCUGGUUCUGCUCCCUGGCAUUCCCUGCUGUCUCUCCUCCUGGCACAAGGGAUCCAGUUGUUCACCUCUUGCCACCCUGAAUAGAGGAGCUGAGCCUGAAUACCAUCUCUGGUGUCCUUCUGUAACAUUGCCUUGGUGGGCUCAGCCAGGUCUGCAGGACAGGGGCAGAACAGAAAUGCCAUCCUCUCCUGGUGCUGGAGUGGCUUUUAGGGUAAGGACCCUUCCAUGUCCUGCCUAAAGUCAGCAUUUAGUUCUUUAUUUUAGGUGAGGAGGAGUCCAGCUGAGCUGUCAUGAUGUGCUGCUCUCAUGCAGCAUUUCAUGGUUGCACUUUUCAAGUUGCUUCUCUUGUUUGCCUGGGGUUACUUCUCCUGGUUCCUUUGUGGGGUCAGUGGUAGGUGUCCCAUAGCUGGCCCUGAGGCUGCUGCCACAUCACCAACUCUGUGUGUGGAAAUGCCAGUGAGGAGAAGGGGUUUUUGCCUGGCUGGAGAGGGCCUUGCCCAGGGGAUGCUGGUGACAAUUUCCUAUGGAGGAGAGGGAGUCACUUCUCCCUGCUCCAACCACUGGGACCUCUGGGCUGCAGGAGCAUCAGUGGUUUUGUUUUACAAAGAGGAGUUGGGGACUGAUAGGAGAGGUUUUGAAGUCUGCUUGCUGUGGCCCUGUCCCCUGGGGAUGAGCACAACCAGGGCACAGCAUCCACCUGUUCUGAGCCACCUCACCCUGAGCUCCACAGCCUCAGGUCAGGGCUGGUGGUGUCCUACAGAAACAUGGUUUGCUGCUCUCUGCCUCCUCUUUGCUUUCUUCUAGUGCCCUGCUGCUGCCAUGUGUUACUUCUUGAUGGCUUGGGACUUCUCCCUCUACAAAUCCAAAUUCUAGGAGGCAAGAACCGUGCAAGAGCAGGUGGAGGGAAGCUCGUGUUGCCCAGUGAAAGCAUUUGUGCAAAAUGCUCUCACUGCUCAAACUCUUUUCUCACUUUCCCUUCACCAUACCUACUUAAUGACUCUCAGAACACUUAAUUGAAGUCUGGGGUGUUUUCCCUCUGCACAUUUUUUCUGCUGUAUCUGUUUUAGCCUUUGAUUUGAGUUGUCAGCCCUGUGGGGUGUCACACCUGGCUGUGUGCAUGUGGUGAUACAUGUUUAUUCUCAGAGCAGCACCAGGGAGGAGGCAGUGUGCUGGCAGGGAUUGGAAUGUGGUUCUUCUUUUCCUUUGUUUUUUACUCCAGAAGGUUCAUCAGUACAGGACCUUGCUGUGGGUGCUCCUGUGAGCCUGUGUCACACAGCCCAGUGUCACAGCCAGUGACACGGAUGCCACUGGGACGGGACUGAUGCUGUCACUGAGGGAUCUUUGUCCCAGGGGCAGAAAGUUGUGUCCUCCCAGUUGUUUUACACUGAUCAGGAGCAGCAGAAAGCAGUGAGGGGGGAUAUCUGUCUGUCCAAGCAGAGCCACUGUGUUAGGGUGGAGCAUUUGGGGUGUGGGCAACGCUUCACCUCCUUGCCAGCAGCCCACAAAUUCCCACCUUAGACUCUAUCAGUCUAUUAAUUCUCAGGCAGUGAAGCUAAAAAAAGCUUUUUCUGACAACCUCCAUCUGUGCACUCCCACUUUAAAAAAUAAGAUUUAAAUACAAUUUGCACAACUGUAAUAGAUUUAGAUGUAGCAGAGAAGCCAUUUGCAAAUGAGCAAACCUGCAGGAGGCCUUGACCAGUACAACCUCCCUGAGGUCUGUGGAGGGAGGGGAAGCCUUCCUGUGUGGGGCAGAGCUGAGCAGGGAGCCUUGGUGUGCUGCAAUAAUGUGGAUGCUGGCUGAUGCCCUCAGUGCUGUUGGGUAAUGCUCUGUUUUAUGUGGUUUGGGAUUUUUUUUGUUGUUGGUUUUUUAGAUACACGUAACACUCAUCUCUUUUUUCAGGACCGAAUCAUCAAUCUAGUUGUUGGUGGCUUAACAACCUUGCUGCUUGUAGUCACUCUAAUCAGUGCUUUUGUCUUCCCACAACUACCUCCAAAACCUGUGAAUGUAUUUUUUGCUUUCUGCAUCUCCUUGUGUUGCAUUUCUGCUGGCAUUCUUAUCUACUGGUAUCGACAAGGAGACCUGGAACCCAAAUUUAGAAAUCUAAUUUACUACAUAUUGUUUUCUAUUGUCAUGUUAUGUAUAUGUGCCAACCUGUACUUCCAUGAAGUGGGUAAAUGAAGGACAUUGGAAUACCCAGCAAUGAUGCUGCUGUGUCAGAACUGCUUCCAGCUCAGCUCUCAGCUCCACUCGAGACAUCCAAGUGAGAACCAUCAGCCUGAGAGGAAAGAAGUGGGUUGUGCAAGGAUAAAUCAGUACAUGAUUUUCAUGUAAAUGUAUAUGUAAUGUCCCUCUUGUUGGGGAGAAUUAUUGCCAUAAGACGUGACAUUCUGCUUUUUUUUGAAGAGCUACUGUUGCGCUUAAUGAACAUUCCAGUUGUACUGAUGUUUCAGAAUGGCACAAGCUUUUUCAUUUUGGAAAAAAACUGCACUUUUUUUAUUACUGUACAAAUAAACUGCAGCACUGAAAGGAUCUGUGGCAGUAUAAAUAAAUGGCAUCUUACAGUCAAGUAAGACAAAUACUCUUUAUUUUGUUGAAACUGAAUAUACAAUUAUUUCUGUUCCCUAGGCAACCAUUUAAAACUACAACUUAUUUUUCACAUUAACAAAACCACAGACUGAAAAAGACCAACUCUUGAUUAUGAAGAGCUAAUUACAGAAAUAAAUAAAAUAAUUUAUACAA
Molecule: messenger RNA, 5816 nt
Organism: Zonotrichia albicollis (white-throated sparrow)
Lineage: Eukaryota; Metazoa; Chordata; Aves; Passeriformes; Passerellidae
Source: RefSeq, a predicted model, not a curated record